Xenopus laevis (African clawed frog) is the source of this 1986-nucleotide messenger RNA. It is a transcript of the gene gnl3.L, whose product is annotated as guanine nucleotide binding protein-like 3 (nucleolar) L homeolog. NCBI's taxonomy places the organism in Eukaryota, Metazoa, Chordata, Amphibia, Anura, Pipidae. The record is from RefSeq and is marked provisional. Gene Ontology annotation, cellular component: nucleus; nucleolus. Gene Ontology annotation, molecular function: GTP binding. Gene Ontology annotation, biological process: regulation of multicellular organismal process; regulation of developmental process.
AGCGAGAGACAGCGGCCAUGAAACGUCCGAAGCUAAGGAAAUCCAGCAAACGCCUGAGCUGCCACAAACGCUACAAAAUCCAGAAAAAGGUCCGGGAGCACAAGCGCAAGGUGAAGAAGGAGGCCAAGAAGAGCGGCCCCAGGAAACACAAGAAAGACAUCACUGUCCCUAACGCUGCCCCAUUCAAAGCUCAGAUCCUGCAGGAGGCACAACUCCGACGUCAGCAGCAAGAGGAAUUGAAGCAAAAGCAGAAAUUAGAUCGACAGAAGGAAGUGGCAAAGAAACGAAAGUUGGAGGAGAAGAAAAAUAACAAUUCUGAAAAGAAAGAAAAAAGGGAUAAAAAGAGAAAAGUAACUAAAACUCCUGACGAUCCGGACGUGGUUUUGUGUCGGCAGGUGAACAAGGUGCUGGAGCAGAGCGAUGUUAUUGUGGAGGUUCUGGAUGCCAGGGACCCAUUGGGCAGUCGAUGUUCUCAGGCGGAGGAAGUCGUCCUUAAAUCCCCCAAUAAGAGACUUCUGCUCCUUCUCAAUAAAUCAGAUCUUGUGCCCAGGGAGAUGGUAGAGAAGUGGCUGCAGGUUCUGAGCGCUGAGCUUCCCACCGUGCCGUUCAGAUGUGUUGCACAAAUACAGAACAAGAGUGAGAAGAAGAAGAAGAAGAAGGUUCCCGUCAGCGCUGAUCUGGUCACAGACCCCAAAUGUCCCGGGGGGCAGGUCUUACUGAAGAUCCUUCACAGCCUGUGCCCCUCCCACAAUGAGGCAAUUAAAGUGGGUGUGAUUGGAUUUGCCAACGUGGGGAAGAGCAGUGUCAUCAACAGCCUGAAACAGUCUCACGUGUGUAACGUCGGCCCCAGCAAAGGCACCACAAAGUUCCUGCAGGAGGUGCGACUGGACCCCCAGAUUAGACUGCUAGACAGCCCUGCCCUGUUGGUGUCGCCCCACAAUCCGCCAGUUGCGCUCAUGUUGAGAAGUGCGUCUGAGAGUAAAGUGGACGUGUUGGCUGCAGUGGAAGCCAUCUUGAAACACUGCUCCAAACAGGAGCUGAUGUUGCACUACACCAUUGCUGACUAUAGGAACAGCCUGGAAUGUCUCACGUUACUCGCGCACAGACGGGGGAUGCUGAAGAAAGGGGGCGUGCCUGACACAGAGGGGGCCGGACGACUGCUGUUUAAUGAUUGGAUGGGACCAAGAAUGAAAUAUUACUGCCGGCCCCUCGACUCUCCUGUCUGUCAGCCCCACAUCAGCAGAGAGGUUGUAGCAGCGAUGAGCAGCGGCAUCUGUAGCGAGGAGCUGGCCAUGGACAACGCUUCUACCCUGAAAGCCCUAAAAUGCCCCAACUCUGCCAACAUAGUGGUCUUUGCCUCCGUUGGACCUACCAGCGCCAUCAUGGAUGAGACCCAAUUGGUGGAUCCAGAACCAGAGCUGAUUGAAGAAGAGUUAGAAGAAAAUGAUGGAGAGGAGGAGGAGGAUAUGGAGGAGGAAGAAGAUGAUGAUGAUGAAGGCAGUGAGGAGGAAGAGGACCUGGAAGCCAAGAGUCUGACACAGGAAGUGACAUCUGCAAAAGAAAAGGAUUCAAAAUCAGCCGGUCCGGCCGUGAGCUUUGAUCAGGCUGCAGAUGAUGACACUUACGAUUUCAACACCGACUUUGUAUAAAACGCUGCCGAGAUUGUUCCUUCCCAUUGGAUCACACAGUCCUGCGUCCUCAUUGGUCAGCUGCACCCUCUGUGUGACUGGGGAGACGUAAAGCCCUAUAAGGGUCACACAGGGGUCCCACCGCUAAUGCCACAUCCAUGUAACCCUGGCUCCCCCUCAGCUGCAGGCUGUGGCCCCGACAUGCAGAAGGGCAGCCUGGGAAUCCUCUAUUCUACUUCCAGGUCCAUGGAUUGGGCCAAACGCUCCUCACAUGGAGAAUGUCCUGGGUUCUGUGAAUCUCAUAAUAUGAUCUGCUGUAUCUGGAUUUCACCUUUCAAUAAAAAUAUUUGGAUUUUCA